Messenger RNA from Blastocystis hominis, 2055 nucleotides. RefSeq lists its product as hypothetical. Lineage: Eukaryota; Bigyra; Opalinata; Blastocystidae. The coding region runs from base 250 to 2055 and encodes 601 amino acids. The record is from RefSeq and is a predicted model, not a curated record. The transcript has 2 exons.
GUUAUGCCCUAUGUGUAUAGUUCAGCCUAUGCUGCACCAAGAAUACCUGCUCAGAUAGGUACUCGAUAUCCGAACGGAAUUAUCCAGGAUACUCAACCAAACGUUAAGCGGGUCGGCGUUAUGAACAAUCAAGUAUUUGAUCCCAAAGUCUAUCCUAAUUCUGAAAUGCCCUACGAUCCGAACUGUAUUCCAAAUCCCUAUAAUUCCUAUUGUUUCUCAAAUCAGCAACCUGCCUUUCAAUAUACCAACAUGCAUCAACCCAAGCGUGAUGCGGCGAACAAUGGCCAAUAUCAGGUCGUUGAUAAUCAGUCAAAGAAGCAGCAUGUUCAACAACCUUCUCCGGUUGUCUUCCUGCCUCAGAUCAACUCCUUCCCCUAUGGAGCUCCUCUCUAUCAGAAUCUGUCUGCAGUUUAUCCGCCAGGCACGCGGCCGUACCCUUCCUACAUCCCUGGGAAGGCAGAAACAGUCUCCGAUAGUUCGAACCUUGAGCAGGACGCUGCAUGGAUUCUCUGCAACAUGCGUCAAGCGAAGCGGAACACGCCCAAUUCCUCCUCCUCCUAUCCUUCUUUUAUCGUUCCGUCCUCGAUGGCUCAUCUUCCUCAGUACACACAACCCCUCCAAUUUACACAAGCACAGGCUCAGGCACAAGCGCAAGCUCAAGCACAAGCGCAGGCUCAGGCUCAGGCUCAGGCUCAAGCUCAGGCUCAGGCUCAAGCUCAGGCACAGGCUCAAGCUCAGGCACAAGCUCAGGCUCAGGCACAAGCACAAGCACAAGCACAAGCGCAAGCUCAGGCACAAGCUCAGGCUCAAGCACAAGCCCAGGCGCAAGCGCAAGCGCAAGCGCAGGCUCAGGCUCAGGCACAGGCGCAAGCUCAGGCUCAGAGUCAGAGCCAGGGUCCGAGUCAGAGCCAGGCUUCGGUUCCUGUGCAAGCUUCAAUGCAGCCAUCCGUGCCGGCUCGUGCGUCUCUGCAGCCGUCCUCCCAGCCCGCUUCGCAACUGCCGUACCCUUCCCCGUACGCCUCCCAGGCGCACGUUCCUCCGCCAUCUCCGUCCCAUCCCCACUCCCAGCCCCCUCUCGCUUCGCCCUCCCAGCCGCACCCCUCGCAGCCGCAGGCCUCCAGCCAGUCCUCCGCGGCGCCGCACCCGCCGAUCCCUCCUCUGUCGCUGGCCUCGCUGACCUCGGCGCCCUUCCCGAUCCCCGCGGAGAGCUCCACGCCGCUGCCCGGCUCGGGCGUGCGCUCCGCGACGUGCCCGCCGAUCCCCACGCCGCCCAAGGUCAUCUACCACCAGCAGAGCGGACACAUGUGGAUCGUCCCCACCGACCGCGAAGAGCGCCGCGAGGUCCCCGCGGAUAUCAUCCCCUCCCUCGAUCCCGCGCUCUACACGCACGGCGUCGCGGGGAUCAAGCAGGCCGCCACCAUGCCCCACCCCCUCCAGACACCCGCUCCCGCGGGGAACGGGGCUAAGGCUGCACAGCCCGCGGCGAAUGGGCCCAAUGUCCCAAAUGGACCCAAUGGACCCAAUGGACCCAAUGUCCCUAUUGUACCGAAUGUCCCGAAUGUCCCUAUUGUAUCGAAUGGCCCCAGUGGAAACAGUGGAAACAGUGGAAACAAUGGAAGCAAUGGAAACAAUGGAAGCAAUGUCCCUAUUGUACCCAAUGUCCCUAUUGUACCUAAUGUCCCUAUUGUACCGAAUGGCUCCAAUGGCCCCAAUGUGACCAACCCAAUCAGUGGAAACAGUGGAAACAGUGGAAACAGUGGAAACAGUGGAAACAGUGGAAACCGUAGAACGGAGGGAGAGAAGGAACUCCCGAAGGAAACGCGCGCGGAGGGCGUUGAGAAGAGCAAAGAUGGUGUGGAAACGACGGAGGAAAGCGCUGGAAAGGAGUCGGAAGGAGCGAAGGAGCAAGAAGCGAUUCAUCCGAUCGUGCCUACGAAGGUGACUGGAGAGGAAGAAGUGCCUCUCAUUCGUGUUUUUGCGGCGAAGUCAGAAGAGCCAAAGCCGAUUCUCGUGAAAGAAGACGUGGUUCAAGAGAGAUUGGAUGGCAGUUCUUAA